AGUACUUGAGCAGCUUUGCGAUCGAACAAAACGCUUAACGGACUGCAAUUUCGCGCCGCCUGCGCCUCGCAGGCCACAUAAAUAAACAAUAAAGCUAAGUUUUCGGGAUAGACCGCCAAUCGAUUGGAUGAGCCAGUGACAUAGAUCCUCCGGAUCAUCAACAUCAAUAACAUCAGGAUGAGCCCCAAGCUGCAUGAGUUCGCGGUGGUGCUGCUGCGCGAUGGUCAGGGCACGCCCUGGGGCAUCCGUUUGGUGGGCGGCAAUGAUCUGGAUACGCCGCUAAUAAUCACCAGGGUGCAAGUGGGCAGCCCAUCGCAUGGGGAACUGCUGCGCGGCGAUAUCAUCUCAAAGAUCGGCGAGUACGAUGCACGCGAUCUGAGUCACGCGGAUGCACAGCAGCUGUUCCGCGGUGCUGGCAACGAGAUCCGGCUGGUGGUGCACAGGGACAACAAAAUCGCCUACACACAGGGCGGCACCCAAGAGGCAGGACCUGGAUCGCGCAGCAACUCCACUUUGCCGCCAGCCACUCCGGAUCUGCUGCCCCACCGUGGCCCCUCGCCCUUUUUGCCAGGACCGAGUCACUUUGAAAGAGCUCUACAGUUGCCAGUGGACACUUUGCCACAGACCGUGUUUCCUCAGUUGAAUUCUUCUGGUGGUUAUGAAGUACCUUCGUCUGUAUUCUCGCCCAAGCCAACAAGGGAUCAUCAACAGGAUGUCGAUGAGGAACAGGCCGCUAUUGUAAAUCAGCCUUACCGAACAACUCCUCUGGUCCUGCCCGGCGCCAAAGUGAAGAAGGAUGCGCCCACGACAGAGUCCUACUUGAGGCACUACCCCAACCCGGCUGUGCGCGCCCAUCCAGGACACGACUACCAUGACAGUAUCAUGAAGCAGCGCGUGGCCGACACCAUGCUGCACAAGGUUGUCGGUUCGGAGGCCGACACUGGCCGCGUCUUCCACAAGCAAUUCAACUCGCCCAUCGGCCUGUACUCCAACAGCAACAUCGAGGACACCAUCAGAUCAACAGUUCCUUUCGCCACAAGCGAAAGCAAUCGCUUGAAGGACAGUCCUUUGCAUCGUCCUUUGCCAACAAAACUUAACGGCUAUAAGAAAACUGUCCAGUACGAUCCCAGGAACAGCGAUACCUACAGAGCCAUUCAAGAGGAGGGCGGCUACAGCAGCUAUGGCCAAUCCUCGCCACAGGAAGUAACCAUUCCUGUGCAGACUAAGGUCUAUCAGCCCAAUAGAUUGGUUCCAGGAAAGAAACCAGUAUCAGCGCCAGUAUCCCGGCCGCCGUACAAUGUGGUAAACACCCACGACGAGAACAUACGCCAGAGCGGCUCUUUCAAUCGUCUCAUGUACAGCGUUAUUGGUGCCACCGAGUACUAGAAACUGCAGCAGCAACAUCAGCGACAGCAGCAACAUCAACAACAGCAACAGCAACAUCUGCUGCCGUUGGCACCGACAGUUGUUUAUCUCCUAACAUAUUUAGCGGAUUUUUAUGAAAUUCUGUUUAACUUACUCAAUAAAUUAUAUGAAGAACGACAAGGAAUUGUGAACCACUAACACAGCUUUAUGAUAAAUUGGUUUGGUAAACACGAUUGGCAUCGAAAUAAACUUACGAUAUUGUCUACAAUUUAAACACAAAUUAACUCUGCCUCUACCUAUUUACUGUCUCCGUAUGCAAUAGAAAAUCUAUAUAAAUUAAUUAAAUAAAAAAGAAAAAGUAAACUAAAUUAGCAGCAAAUUUGAUUUAUAGUUAUGUUUAUGUUAUUCUGAUUCUUAAUUAACCGCCAUCAGGUGGGUUAAUCUUGAGUGAUUCUAGUCAUGGAAUGUAAUAGGUAUAAAGAAUGUUUUAAUUAAUAAAAAGUGACUUUGAUUGGAUAAAAGAA
Drosophila eugracilis is the source of this 1889-nucleotide messenger RNA. Its product is annotated as PDZ and LIM domain protein 4. The transcript has 9 exons. Gene Ontology annotation, cellular component: filamentous actin; adherens junction; Z disc. Gene Ontology annotation, molecular function: muscle alpha-actinin binding; actin binding. Bases 178 to 1386 code for a protein of 402 amino acids. The record is from RefSeq and is a predicted model, not a curated record. Gene Ontology annotation, biological process: muscle structure development; actin cytoskeleton organization. NCBI's taxonomy places the organism in Eukaryota, Metazoa, Arthropoda, Insecta, Diptera, Drosophilidae.